Messenger RNA from Lactuca saligna, 1095 nucleotides. NCBI's taxonomy places the organism in Eukaryota, Viridiplantae, Streptophyta, Magnoliopsida, Asterales, Asteraceae. The record is from the annotation of a GenBank genome assembly.
AGUAAACUCAUUUAGAUCAAGGAAUUACCCGUUUCGCCCCAAACCGACUUCCAUAAUCUAUUUCUACGAUUCUAAGGCGGAGCAAGGUUAAUUGCAGAUGGAGGAGACCGGUGUAGCCAUGUCGGAGAAGACAGAUACUACUACUAGCAGAGACAGCGCUUCAAUGGAAUCGACGAUGGAGAGAUUGUCUCAUUUAGAGAACCUCUACUUUCCUAGGGCUCAACAAUCCUCCGCUCUCCUUCCUUCACAACGUAAAUCUAUCCUCCAAGAUCUUUACUCCCGCGACGUCCCUGUGUUUUUAGAGCGCUAUGGAUCACUACUAACAUUGGAAGAGCUUAAGGAAUUCGAUACAUUAAGUGAUGAUUAUGAAAUCAAUUGGCAUCUAAAUCAUCUCCGAAGCUUGAUUAACCCAACAUCCGAGGAUUUGAAAUCAAGAUCUGCAAAGAUAAAGAAUCGGAGGCGUGCAUACAUGGAUAAACUGAUGUUCGAUGGGAAAUUCUUCUCUGAGGAUGCAAUGAGGGAUAGAGAACCUUAUCUACACCAUGAAUUUGUGGGGAAAUUUCAAGAUCAAAGUGGAAGACGCAUGGCUAGACCUGGGGAAAGGUGGUCAGAGACAUUGAUUAGGAGGGCUGAGGAAGCACUUUUGGUGGAGAAAAUUAGGCGGGAACAGCAGAGAUUGGGUGUUGAUGAAAGAGAGUGGGUGGGGAAUGAGAGACAACAAGAAGAACAAGAAGAAGAGGAGGAGGAAGAAGAAGAAGAGGAAGAGGAAAUGGAGGAAGGAAAUGAUGGUGAUGAUAAUGUUAAUGGAAAGAUGCAUCAACGUGAGGUUCUCCCAGAUGACAAGGGUAAUUUAGUCAAUGCAGAAGCAUCAGAAGCUACAAGUAUAUUAUCAACCGAAGAGAUGGAAGAUCGAAUGGAUCAGUUUACACAUGUGAUGCAACAGAAGUUUCUUGCAGGUGAAGAUGAUGAACAUUUUAAUUACGUGAGUAUAGAUGAAGAUGAGACAUUGGAUGAUCAUUGGAUGAAGGAAGCUAAUUAUGAUGCUGAAGAGAAAUACUUUGCUGAUGUUUGAAAAGUCAAAGCCUCCUCCCAUAC